AAAGGAGUGCAUACCGAAUCGUUCAAGUGUUCGGACUAGAGCUGGCAAAACGAAUUUUGCAUUGAGUUUAAUAAUUGGUGAAAUAGUAAAAUGGACCGUAGAAAAAGAAAUAAAUCCAGGCUUCGGCUUUCUGCCAGAAGAAAGAAAAAUAAAAAUUUGGCGAAAUAUAAUCAGUCACGGCUUGCGGGUUUGCCUUAUCUAAACAAGAGUAUUUUAACUGGUUUAGAUGCAAUCGCCACAAAUACAGGUGGAUUAGUGAACGAAACAACCAACAAUGCUGAUGUUACAUAUUCUUCUUCAUCCAAUGACUUGAGCUCUGAAGCCACAUCAUCGGAAAAUGCUGCUACACCACACACACAAGAACCACGUGAAUUAUCUUUGGAUGGAUCCCGAGUUGUUUAUAUCCAGCAAUUCCUAGAUUCUCUGAAAGAACUCUCCAAUCACUCCAAUAAUUCUGAAUGCAAUUUAUCUAAGAUGCGUUUGGUGGAGGAAAUAAAAACUGGAUUUCAGUCGAAAUUAGUUUUCGUAUGCGAUAUCUGUAUGUAUUCGAAAAUAAUAUCUACUUAUCCUGAACAUCCAGACGUACCUGAUAUAAAAACACCCUCUGUCAGUAAUGUGAUGAAUUGUGGUGGUGAUUAUACACAGCAGAAGAAAAUCGUCGAAGAUGGCCCAACACAAUUGAAACGUGUAUUGAAGAAAACUGCAGUUCCUUCACUACAAUUAGGUAGGAUAUCAAGAUCAGAAGAAUUGGCAAUAAAUUCAAGUGAAAAAAAAUUAGAUGAUUUAUCUGAUGGUAGUGAAACAUCUGAUUCAUCAAGUAUAGACAAUGGAAAUAUAUUGAUCAGGGGAGAUAACGCAGACUUGAGUAUUGUUAAGGAAGAGCCUUGUUCGCCCAAUGUAGAAGAGAGUGAGCAGCAAGAGGAGCCACAUUUUAUUAUAACUUCAGCAAUUACAGUAAAAGAGGAAAAUGAUCAUAGUGAUAAACCAAAUGGUAUUUUAGAAUCUGAAAAUGAUUAUUUCAGUAGAAAUCAUCUAGAAUACAGUUAUGAAAGUAGUCCAGAUCAUUUAAGAUCAAAAAGACUCAAACACGAUGAUACAUUAAUUGCCCCUGAGGAUAUUAAAGUUGAAACAUGUUCUACGUCCUUUACUUUCAAUUUUGACUGUAAUCUUUCCAUUGAAGUAAAAUAUGAAAGGCUUCUUGAUGAAUUUCUAAAGUUGAAAAGAGACUAUGACCUAUUAAAAUUCAAGUUCGAAAAACAAAGUGAAGCAAUAAGUAAAUGUGAACAUAUACUGAGUCAUGAUAGUGUAAAUACAAAAGGUAUCUUCAUUUCAAGUUGUUUGGUUAGAAAAAGUCUCAGAAUUUUGAGCCAUAAAUUAAAGGAAUAACAGAAGAGUUGGCAUAGACUAAAUAUCAACCAACAGAAUAGUUAAAACUGUAAGUUUUAGUAAAUCUCUAUUAAAAUUUGGAAACAUCUCAGAGACACCACAAUUUUCAUAGUUGAUAUGAUGAGAAGCGUGGAAUCUAAAGAAACGAAGAAAAUCCGUCCGAUUCUGUCUAAAGCUUCACAUACAUGUUACGUGAUUAUUUAGAGAAUCAGUUUACUAAUUUAGAAACGAGGGAGUCUCACAGAUAAUAUUCAUUGCAAGAUAGCAAAUAAAAGUUCUAAAAACGUG
Messenger RNA from Harmonia axyridis, 1674 nucleotides. RefSeq lists its product as uncharacterized. Bases 91 to 1386 code for a protein of 431 amino acids. The record is from RefSeq and is a predicted model, not a curated record. The transcript is spliced from 7 exons. Lineage: Eukaryota; Metazoa; Arthropoda; Insecta; Coleoptera; Coccinellidae.